Sitophilus oryzae (rice weevil) is the source of this 1111-nucleotide messenger RNA. RefSeq lists its product as uncharacterized. The coding region runs from base 99 to 716 and encodes 205 amino acids. NCBI's taxonomy places the organism in Eukaryota, Metazoa, Arthropoda, Insecta, Coleoptera, Curculionidae. The transcript has 3 exons. The record is from RefSeq and is a predicted model, not a curated record.
CACUACUUGUAAUUAGAUAAAUAUUUUUUAACCAGAUAUUCUGUUACUGAUAUUAAUUCCUUUCACGCAAUGAUAUAAGAGAGUUUCGAAGUUACACAAUGUUUGCUAAACUGGUAGUGUUUACUUUCUCCAUAGUUGUUGUACUAACUUCGGAAUGCCCUCAAAAACCUUCAGAACCUCAACUCAAUGGAAUAUAUUUGGAAGGCUACUGGUAUGAGUUUUUUCAAAUCAACGAUGAACUAAACAACAAUUCUUGUUCACAUUUUCAAAUCACCUGCGACAAUUCGUCAGUUUGUGCAGUAGCUCACGUUGUUUGGGAAUCUUAUAUAUUGCGUACUAUCUAUGAUGCCAUAAUACAACAAGAAAACGAUACAGUUACGUUAAAGACUAAAGAUAAUUCUGGUGAUAAGGAAUUAAACAUAACCAAUAUAAAUCUUAGAUAUGGAGAUGAUCAAGUGUUACUGUGGAGUUGCGAAGAAGAUAAACUAAGUUUUGCUUCGCUAUUAAUUAGAAUGGAAACGAAUUUAGACAUGCAAUUAGUUUGGGAAUCGGCCGAGAGCAAUAACAAUUUUCCGAGCAUUGUUGAAGACUUUCCUGCGGGUAAAUGGAAGAAAAUCAACACCUCGGAGUGUACUAGUUCUAGUGCUCUUACUUUAAGUAAUUCGAAUAUUAUAGUUGUAAUUAUUUUAAUUUUACAAUAUUUUGUGGUAGUAUAGGUAAUUAUUUACAUUUUACAUUAUAUUCAUAUUACAUAUGUGCAUAGAAUUAAAAAAAAAAGUUUUAAUAUAUAAUUAUUGUGUUCAAUAUUAUAACAGUAAUGAUUCUAAUUUUACGAUAUAUUAAUAGUUAUUUAUUAUGUGUUGUAGGGAGCAUUGUAUCCAAGCAAGAAUGUUUAAACGCGAGAAUGUAGUGCGAGCGUUUAAUUUUCUUAAGUUGGUAAAAUGCAACUAAAACACGAAUGUAAUUUAACAUUUUAUCCAGACACAUGUAUAUUUUUAGUUAAAAUUACAAAAAUUUGAUUAGGAAAAAUUAUCAGCAGCAAUUUUUGAAUUUUCUAUUAAUAGAAAUGUGAAUGCUAAUGUAAAUAAAUUAAAUAAAAAUGUCGUAUUUU